This is a messenger RNA of Physeter macrocephalus (sperm whale), 3071 nucleotides long. It is a transcript of the gene SLC35G6, whose product is annotated as solute carrier family 35 member G6. The record is from RefSeq and is a predicted model, not a curated record. The transcript is spliced from 2 exons. NCBI's taxonomy places the organism in Eukaryota, Metazoa, Chordata, Mammalia, Artiodactyla, Physeteridae. Bases 912 to 1925 code for a protein of 337 amino acids. Gene Ontology annotation, cellular component: membrane.
CCCAGACCCUUCCACGGUCACAGGAGGGGCCCAGUGUGCGUCACAGAAGAGACAGAAAAGCAGAGAUCCCUGCAAGGGAGGCAGAGAGAGGGUUGAAGCAGGAGGAGGAGACUGAAAACUUCAUGUUUCUUUUUUCCAUUUCAGUGACAAGAGUCACACCCGGCCUUUACAUAAACAUGGCCAAGGAGCCGCUCCGUCCAAGUUGAGUUUCCUCGCAGCCGCCAGGCCUCUCCACCCGGUGACCCUGACGCGCUGGGCGGGCCGGUGAGGGGCUAGCACACAGACCCUGCACAGACUAGCUGGGCUGUCCGACAACACCCAGGCCUCCCGCCUGCUGCCCUUGCUCUGCCCCAUAUUUAUCUCCCCGCCUUCUUCAUAACAUAUCCCCACAGCAGCCCCACACAGCCACUCUAACACGCAGAGGCAGGCACGCACACACAGCUCGCGGCUGAUCUCCAGAGUCCGAGGCCCACAAGGCCCUUGUCACGCCAUCGCCCUCCCCACAAGUGUUUUCUGACCAGCUCGCUUCCCAGCCCAACAGCACAGAUGGGCUCCCACAAAACGACGUCACAAAAGAAUCCCGUAGGGAAUGUCGCAAACAUACAACCUUCCCCUCGCUCGGCUGCCCCCGAUCCCAUAAACACAACCUGCAUGUUCUACCCAGGGCACCUCACACUGGUGCCAGCCGCCCUAUGGGUACCUGAGACACACCCUGGGGCUUCUCACUUGCUGCAGGACCCGCGGGACCUGAGUUCUAGACAUGCACCCCCCGCGCCCUCCCUCCCCCGUGCCACCUGAUCGUCACAUGGAUCCAAGAACCCAUCCAGCGGGCCAUCCUCUCCGAGACUGGACCACACCUCAGCAGGGCCGCAUGAACGGGACCGGACCCGACACCUUCCCACUCAGACUCAAUGGCUGGCUGUCACCCCUACUUCAACCUGCCCGACUUCACCCAGCCAUCACCGCCCUCCACUCCGUCCAGCCUCCCCUCGCACCAGCGCUGCCGGCCCUCUGAUGUCACCAAGGGCCUGCUCGUGGCCCUGCUGGGUGGGGGCCUGCCCGCUGGCUUCGUGGGCCCCUUCUCCCGUAUGGCUUACCAGGCUUCCCACUUACCCUCGCUGGAGCUGCUCAUCUGUCGAUGCCUCUUCCACCUCCCUAUUGCCCUGCUGCUUAAACUGCGUGGUGACCCCCUCUUGGGACCUCCCAAUGUCCGGGGCCGGGCCUGCCUCCACGCCCUGUUCAACGUCCUCAGCAUCGGAUGCGCCUACAGUGCGGUUCAGGUGGUGCCCGCUGGCAACGCUGCCACCGUCCGCAAAGGUUCUUCCACCGUCUGCUCUGCUCUCCUCGCCCUCUGCCUCGAGAGCCAGCGUCUCAGUGGCUAUGACUGGUGUGGCUUGUUGGGCAGCACCCUGGGACUCAUCAUCAUUGUGGGACCUGGACUAGGGACACUGCAGGAGGGGACCACAGGCCUCUACACUGCCCUGGGCUAUGUGCUUGCUUUCCUGGGUGGCCUGGCACUGUCGCUGGGCCUCCUGGUGUACCGCUCCCUGGACUUCCCCUCCUGUCUACUGACAGUGGCCUUCCUGUUUGGCUUGGUGGGGCUGGUGGGCUCCGUGCCAGGCCUCUUUCUGCUGCAGACCCCCGUGUUGCCUAACGAUCCUCUGAGUUGGAGCUGUGUGGGGGCAGUGGGAAUCCUCGCCCUGUUCUCCUUUGUGUGUGUGAGUUAUGCGGUCACCAAGGCCCACCCUGCCCUGGUGUGCGCCGUCCUGCACUCUGAGGUGGUGGUGGCUCUGAUGCUGCAGUAUUAUGUGCUCUCUGAGACCGUGGCACCUUCUGACAUCAUGGGGGCAGGGGUCGUGUUGGGCAGCAUUGCCAUCAUCACCGCCCAGAACCUCAGCUAUGAGAGGGAAGGGCAGGUGGAGUGAGGUCGAACUUGAGAGCCUGGGGGUGGGGGUGGGGGGACUGGGUAAAUAGAAGAAAAAACUGGAAUACAAACAUGGGAGAACAAGUGACUGGAAAAGAACUGGUGUGGGAGAGUGACACCCCUUGGAGUCAAGGGUGAAUUGGGGACUCGGUGGAGAGGGAUUGCCUAGAAGACUGCCUGGAAGACCUGGAACAAGCCUGGAGAGCAGCAUAUUUGGAGUUUAGGCUGGGGCUUGAAGGGAGGUCUGAGGAGCAGAUCAAAGAGGCUGAGGCAGGAGAGCCAAGAGCCACCGGGAGGAUUUUUCCCUCAGCGGCAGAGAGAAAAGCCUUGGGGCUGCAGUGUCUGGGGCUUUCAGGCAAACAGAGCAAGCAGCUGCGGUGGGGGAAGGGAGUGUGUUUUUUUUUCCCUGAGCGAUGGUUUCCCUUCCUCGUGGUUAUGCCUCCCCACCUUGGGGUGGUGACGUGAUAUUGACAUCAAACAAGGAUCACUCUGAAUGUGGCUGUGCAGUUGGUGUCAUCUCUGCUUUGGAAGGACAGUGGAAGUCCUACCCCCCGCUCUUAUUGGAGAAUCCCUUGGGAUCCCCGCACCCCCCCGCCCCAUUUUUGAAAUAUUCUAUAAGGGGUAGGAUUUCCUAAUGUUCAGAUGCAUUGACCCUGAGUCCCCCAGGACUUUUGUGUCCCACCCAAUGGCUAAUCUGCUCUUCCUGGAUUGUCGCGGUCCCGUGAUCUCUCCCGGACAGUGGCCAGCGUCCUUCGGAGAAGGCCUCUGAGCUGAGACCUCUUCGAGCGGCUCAGAUCGAGGAUCCUGAACGAGAGCUCCGUACAGCGCCCCAUUAGAGGCUAGGAGAUGCCCACCCGUCCCAGGACGGGUGGCCGCUCGACAGAUAUCAGCUACUUCCGGACGAGCAAUUGGCCUCGCCAUGUUGAUCUGUUCUUGCAUAUUCAGCACGAUUACUGCAUAUUCAUGACCAAGGACGGCUCCAGUACUCCCCCUCUUCGGGAACCCACUUGGGAGGAUCCGACCGGCCCCGCCUCCUUCAUUACCGAAUCUCAGAACAGACCAUUUUCCAGCGUGGGGGGGUGAUACUAAUGAGAAACUUUGGCUGAAGAUGAAACCACACGCCAAACUAUAAUAAAAGCGGCCUAUA